AUGGUCAUCUCUGCCUCUCCCAGCGUGAGCCCCGGCAUGAAGGAGUCUUGCUCCUUCAUGGGGUGCUCGUGGGACAUGCAAGGCUUCUCUGAGCUGGAGGGUGAGGAAGAGCAUGACACAUUUGUCAUCAGUCUCCUAUGUGUCAACUGUUCUCAAGAGUACACAGAGCACCCCUUCAGGGGCGGGGACGAGGGGCACCUGAGCCCUUACUGCCGGAAGGGCAUCGUGUGUAACCUCUGUGGCAAACGAGGACACGCCUUUGCCCAGUGUCCCAAAGCGACUCCCUUGCCACUGCGGUAUAGCCUCAGAACCUGGACGCCCUCCUGGCCGGAAAGUUUGGGGCUGGGCACCAAAGCCAAGAGCAGCUCCCUGAAUGUCCGCAUCGUGGAGGGCUGGACGCUGCCCGCCAAGGACGUGUCUGGGAGCAGUGACCCCUACUGCAUAGUGAAAGUGGACGACGAAGUGGUGGCCAGGACAGCAACCAUCUGGCGAUGCCUCAGCCCCUUUUCUGGGGAGGAGUACACAGUGCACCUGCCCCUGGAUCUCCACCAUCUGGCCUUCUAUGUGCUGGACGAGGAUACCGUGGGGUACAACAACAUCAUAGGCAAGAUCUCACUGAGCAGGGAGGCCAUUGCAGCUGACCCCCGAGGACCUGAUAGCUGGAUCAACCUGAGCCAUGUGCACCCUGAUGCAGAGGUGCAGGGUGAGAUCUGCCUGGCUGUGCAGAUGCUGGAGGAUGGGAGGGGCCGUUGUCUUCACUGUCACAUGCUCCAGGCCAGGGACCUGGCCCCCCGAGACAUCUCCGGCACAUCUGACCCAUUUGCACGUGUGUUUUGGGGCAGCCAGAGCUUGGAGACUUCGACCAUCAAGAAGACUCGCUUCCCACACUGGGAUGAGGUGCUGGAGCUGCGGGAAAUGCCAGGUUCCCCAUCCCUGCUGCUGGAGCUCUGGGACUGGAACAUCGUUGGCAAGAAUGACUUCUUGGGCAUGGUGGAGUUCCCCCCGCAGGUCCUACAGCAGAACCCGCCCAAUGGCUGGUUCCACCCCCUGCCCUUUCCCAGAGUGGAGGAGGAUUCUGGGGGGAGCCUGGGUGCUCUGUGGCUGAAGGUGCGCCUGAUGGAGGACUGCGUCUUGCCCUCCCAGUACUACCAGCCACUCAGGGAGUUGCUCAUGGAGUCUGUGCUGGGGCUGGCAGAGGAAGACGCUGCCAGCCCCCUGGCUGUCCUGGAGGAGCUGACCUCGGGGGACUGCCACCAGGAACUUGCCACCAAGCUGGUGAAGCUCUUUCUUGGCCAGGGCCUGGCUGGGCCCUUUCUGGACUAUCUCACCUGGCAUGAGGUGGCACGGACCACUGACCCCAACACCCUCUUCCAUUCUAACUCCCUGGCAUCCAAGUCAAUGGAACAGUUUCUGAAGCUCAUGGGCAUGCCCUACCUGCACAAGGUCCUGAGGCCGGUGAUUAACUGCGUCUUCAAGGAGAAGUACAUGGAGCUGGACCCGUGCAAGAUGGACCUGGGCCGCACCAGGAGAAUCUCCUUCAAGGGUGCGCCCUCCGAGGAGCACGUGCAGGAGGCCAGCCUGGGACUGCUGAAGGGCUACCUGGGGCCCAUCAUGGAUACCAUUGUGGGCUCCGUGGGGCGCUGCCCGCCCACCAUCCGUCUCGCCUUCAAGCAGCUGCGCCAGCAUGUGGAGGAGCACUUUCCCCAGGCAGAGCACAAGGAUGUGACGAACCUGGCCAUAAGUGGCUUUCUCUUCCUGUGAUUCUUUGCUCCUGCCAUCCUCACCCCGAAGCUGUUUGACCUUCGGGACCAGCACGCAGAUCCCUAGACGAGCUGCUCACUGCUGCUGCUUGCCAAGACUGUGCAGAGCAUUGGAAACCUGGGCCAGCAGCUGGGCCAGGGCAAGGAGCUGUGGAUGCCCCCCCUACACCCCUUCCUGCUGCAGAGAAUUUCGCGUGUGAGAGACUUCCUGGACCAGCUGGUGGAUGUGGAUGGGAAGGAGGAGCCUGGGGGCCCAGCCAGGGCCCUGGGCCCACCCUCGGUGACCAUUCGAGAAGGCUACCUGCUCAAGCGCAAGGAAGAGUCCGCCGGCUUGGCCACAUGCUUUGCAUUCAAGAAGCGCUACUUCCGGCUCAGUGGGGAGAUGCUCUCCUACUCCAGGAGUCCUGAGUGUCAGACGCGAUCCUCUAUGCCGGUGUCGCACAUCCACGCCAUGGAGCGUGUGGACGAGGGCGCCUUCCAGCUGCCGCACGUGACGCAGGUGGUGACGCAGGAUGGCGUGGGAGCACUGCACACCACCCACCUCCAGUGGAAGAACGUGAAUGAGCUCAACCAGUGGCUAUUGGCCCUGUGCAAGGCCAGCGCCCCCAAUCCGGACAAGCUGGCCGCCUGGCACCCCAGUGCAUUCCGCAGCGCGCACUGGACCUGCUGCCUCCAGGCCGAGCACUCAGCUGCUGGUUGCAGCCGCACACACUCAGCCGUCACCCUGGGGGACUGGAGUGACCCACUGGAUCUCGAUGCUGAGACCCAAAUGGUGUAUCGGCAGUUGCUUCUAGGGCGGGACUGGCUCAGGAUGAAAUUCCUGGAGGAUUCCACCCUGGAUACGACUCCCGAGGCAGACAGAGAGAAGGGCUCCAGUGCCACGGAAGGGGCCUGUCCUGAUGCCCUGGCUCACCAGAGAGAGGCAGCUGCCCGUCUGCUGGAGGUGCUCGCAGACCUGGAUCAAGCCCAUGAGGAGUUCCAGCCUCAGGAGUAGCGGAAGGUGGCCUCAGGUCCCCUGAGGCCCUGA
Mesoplodon densirostris (Blainville's beaked whale) is the source of this 2787-nucleotide messenger RNA. Its product is annotated as rasGAP-activating-like protein 1. Gene Ontology annotation, molecular function: nucleic acid binding; zinc ion binding. Gene Ontology annotation, biological process: intracellular signal transduction; regulation of GTPase activity. The record is from RefSeq and is a predicted model, not a curated record. NCBI's taxonomy places the organism in Eukaryota, Metazoa, Chordata, Mammalia, Artiodactyla, Ziphiidae.